Molecule: messenger RNA, 1618 nt
Organism: Tinamus guttatus (white-throated tinamou)
Lineage: Eukaryota; Metazoa; Chordata; Aves; Tinamiformes; Tinamidae
Product: cytochrome P450 1A5-like
Biological process (GO): progesterone metabolic process; hormone biosynthetic process
Molecular function (GO): heme binding; iron ion binding; steroid 17-alpha-monooxygenase activity
Source: RefSeq, a predicted model, not a curated record
GCCAUGUCGCUGGUGGGAAGUCAAGGCAUUCUCUUGGCCACCGAGAUCCUCAUCGCAGCUGCCGUCUUCUGCCUGGUCUUCCUGCUCAUCCAGUCCUUCAAGCAACACGUGCCCAAGGGGCUGAAGAGCCCCCCGGGACCCAGAGGCCUCCCCAUCCUCGGCAGCGUACUGCAGCUGAGGAAGGACCCGCACUUGGUGCUGGCCAAGCUGAGCCAGCAGUACGGAGACGUGAUGGAGAUCAGCAUCGGCACACGGCGCGUGCUGGUGCUGAGCGGGCUUGACACCAUCAAGCAAGCGCUGGUGAAGCAAGGAGAGGACUUCAUGGGGCGCCCUGACCUCCACAGCUUCCGCUAUGUCACCGAUGGCCAGAGCCUGGCCUUCAGCCAUGACUCAGGGGAGGUGUGGAAAGCCCGCAGAAAGCUGGCCCAGAACGCCCUGAAUACCUUUUCCACUACCUCCAGCCCAACCUCCUCCUCCAUCUGCCUCCUGGAGGAGCACGUCUCCAAGGAGGCCGACUACCUGGUCACCAAGUUCCUGCAGGUGAUGGAAGAGCAGAAAAGCUUUGACCCUUACCGGUACCUGGUGGUCUCUGUGGCUAAUGUCAUCUGCGCCAUAUGCUUUGGCCGACGGUACGACCACAAUGACCAAGAGCUGCUCAGCAUAGUGAAUCUAAGCGAACAGUUUGUGGAAGUGGCUGCUUCUGGCAACCCUGCUGACUUCAUCCCUGUGCUGCAGUAUCUUCCCAGCCGUGCCAUGGAUUUAUUUAAGGAUUUCAAUCAGCGAUUCAUUCAUUUCCUGCAGAAAAUUGUCAAAGACCACUACGAGACCUUUGACAAGAACAACAUCCGAGAUGUCACUGACUCCCUGAUUGACCAAUGCCUGGAGAAAAAAAUGGAAGUAAAUUUUGCCAAACAGAUCCCUAAGGAAAAAAUUGUCAACCUUGUGAAUGACCUCUUCGGAGCUGGCUUUGACACUGUCACAACUGCCCUUUCCUGGAGUCUCAUGUAUCUUGUGACGCACCCUGACAUCCAGAAGAGGAUCCAGGAAGAGCUAGAUCAGACCAUUGGCCAGGAGAGGAGACCGAGGCUCUCUGACCGAGGCACACUGCCCUACACAGAAGCCUUCAUCCUGGAGAUGUUCCGGCACUCUUCCUUCCUGCCCUUCACCAUCCCGCACAGCACAACCAAGGACACCGUGCUGAACGGCUACUACAUACCGAAGGAUCGCUGUGUGUUUGUCAAUCAGUGGCAAGUGAAUCACGAUGAGAAACUUUGGAAGGAUCCAAUGGCUUUCAACCCAGAGCGCUUCCUCAAUGCUGAUGGGACUGAAGUGAACAAAUUGGAGGCAGAGAAAGUUGUGUCUUUUGGCCUGGGGAAAAGGAGGUGCCUUGGGGAGACCAUUGCCAAAUGGCAGGUCUUCCUUUUCUUGUCCACCCUGCUCCAGCGGCUGGAAUUCAGCGUUCGUGAUGGCAGGAAGGUGGACAUGACACCUCUCUAUGGUCUGUCAAUGAAGCACAAAAGAUGUGAGCACUUCCAGACCAAGCUGCGUUUCCCCCUGAAGAGCUCGAGCUGAGCUGUGGGCUUAUCCACUGCCCUGGCAAUUGCCAGGUGGGGCAAAA